CUUAGACCGCUCGACAAACACUCUUUGUUUGAAAAAUGAGACGAAUAUUUUUAUUAAUAUUCGUAAUAGGGCCACUUACUUAUGCCCGACAUGUUGAAGAUGAACAGUCAGCAUCCAAAGUUGCAUUAGAUACAGAAAAUGCUGGUAGCCAAAGAAUAGAUCAAAUUCCAGCAGGAACUGAAAAAAAGGAAUCGAAGGACAGUCACCACGAAGCUGGUGGUGGUCAAGAACACCAUGCACAUCACCACAAGGAAGAUGCAGAAAAGGGGGAUAAAGGAUAUAAAUCCCACCACCACCACGACAAGGGUGAACAUGGGCAUCACGAAAAGCAUCACCACGAAGGUCAUCACGACGAACAUGGUGGCCAUAAGAAGAAACACCAUGACGAGCAUGACCACCACGGUGAACACCACGAAGCGGCUCAUGGUCAUAAAGGUGGUAAAUUCGGACAUAAGAAGGGUCACAAAAAAGGUUCCAAGACUACUGGCUUCCAUCACAAAUCACAUAAGGAUGAGUACCACAAGGAACACAAGUUUUACGACGACUUCCACAAGGGCGGUCAUCACCAUAAGCAUGGAGACUUCCAUGGCCAUCAUGAUAGCAAAGAGGGUCACCAUAAGAAGGGCGGCCACCACGAGAAAGGACACCAUGAAAAGCACCAUGGCAAAAAGGGACAACAUGACAAGGGUCAUUAUGAUGAAGAUCAUAAAGGUCAUAAGGGCCACCACGGACAUGAAGAACACCACGCGCAUCACCACGACCAUGGGAAGAAAGGAGGACAUGCAGGAGGGAAAGAAUAUGGAUAUAGUCACGGCAAAAAGGGUUAAGCAAUUUGAGUUUAUUCCUAAUUUGGUUUUGUGUAUUAUAUUGUUGUUAAUGAGACGCUAUAUGUCAGUUGUUGAUUGUUUUGUUAAAUUAAAGUAAUACUU
Messenger RNA from Leptidea sinapis, 929 nucleotides. RefSeq names its product histidine-rich glycoprotein-like. Lineage: Eukaryota; Metazoa; Arthropoda; Insecta; Lepidoptera; Pieridae. The transcript has 2 exons. The coding region runs from base 36 to 827 and encodes 263 amino acids. The record is from RefSeq and is a predicted model, not a curated record.